Micropterus salmoides (largemouth bass) is the source of this 3453-nucleotide messenger RNA. RefSeq names its product L-rhamnose-binding lectin SML-like. NCBI's taxonomy places the organism in Eukaryota, Metazoa, Chordata, Actinopteri, Centrarchiformes, Centrarchidae. Gene Ontology annotation, molecular function: carbohydrate binding. Bases 1795 to 2463 code for a protein of 222 amino acids. The record is from RefSeq and is a predicted model, not a curated record. The transcript is spliced from 9 exons.
UUGAAAAUUAUUUUAAGAGAUAUUUCUGAUUUGGCUGCUUCACAGAUGAUGUGGGCCGGUGGUUUGCACAUUAAACUGGUUUCUUAGGAUCAUUGGAACCCAUCUCCGAGCAUCAGUGAUAUUGGAUCGGUGCCUUCGUAUACGAUUAUAAACGAUAGAACCCACCUCAGUCACAACCUGUACACUCUUCAGCCGUCUGUCGUAUCUCCAGACAUCAGAGGAGCUAAUUUCCCCAAACUGUGCGACUCCUUACCUUACAGUGGCUCCUAAGGAUCAGGAGAGGAAUAUUUUUGAGGACCACUUUGCGUUCCUUUGGAAUGCUUUUGCGUUAGCUCGCAAUACUUCUCUUCUUCCGUUCCUUCUGAGCCAUAGCCUUGUCUGCUCUCAACGCCCCAGUAUGGAUCAGCUUAUUGAAUGUUAUUUUGAACCGGGCAUUUUCUAUGCUGAUUACUGCUCAAUAUGGAUAUACUUUAUCUGCUGUGAUCACUCCAGAGGAGAGGAAAGAGAGCCGGGAUAGAGCCAUGCUGGCCCAGCUUGGACUUAAGGCUGCUCCUAGUAAAUGUCCGGUUUGGAGGAAAUGGGGCUCAUGCUGCCAAACACCGGGAAUUAGUAGACUGUUGAGCCCACAUUUUUACACAGACCUGCCUCAUCAAUGUUCCAGAGCACUAAGUGGGCGCACUGUUUUCUGUCAGAGCGCAAGGCUCCGGCGAGAUGAGAGGAGGCGGACUGUUUACAUGGUGAUGCUUGGUGCUCAAACAGUCAAAGAAAUGUGCCAUCUGAUGUUAGUUAGCUGAUAACCUUGUCAUUUCAUUACCACUAUAAAAUGUCAUAUAUUAUCUAGUUGUUUGCUAACAGUGGUGCUUAGACAUGAGCAGUGAAAUUGAGGAUUAGUUAUUGUAGAGAUAUAUUUUGACAUCAAUGUAGAGUUUAUUAUUUCAUUUUAAGUCUUUUGUGAGUGUUUUUACAAUAAGCAUGCCAUUUGUUGUCACUCUGGAAUUCAGGAGUUUUAUCUGGUUAGGUAAAUGUAAAAAUCAAAAACACAAAUAUUUUGUGAUUUCAAAAGUAUUCAGUUUCAGCUUUAUUUAUAAAGCGCCAAUUCAUAACAAAAGUCAUCUCAAUGCACUUUUCAAAUCUAGCAUUGUGCGGGUUUGUGUUUGAGCAUAAAUGAAGGUCUGCUGUUGUGUGUCUGACUUGCUGGAAGUUUUGCUCUAGAAUACUUGGUGACCCCUGACUACAACACUUGUGUGGUAAGUGUCACUCAUUAACUGGUGUAAUAAAUAUGGUUUAUCAUAAUCUACAGACUGCAGACAUUAAUUAAACAAGCAAGGAUAUUGUAAGCUUUGCAACAUUUUAGUUCACUGAAGCACACGCUUCCUUUAUGACCUACCUGCAAAAGAAAGUUGACUGUCAACUUGACCGUUGACCGUUGCCUGUCAUUGUAUAACUGGCACCCUUAAGGAAAUUACAACUUAAUCUCGUUAUACACCACUGUGUUGUAAAAUGAUAAGCGAGGUAUCUUGUACAAUAUAGAGUUACAAGGAAGAAGCAUGUCAAAUUGCAAAUGUUUUUCUUUUGUCCACACAGGUGUAGUUCCAGAAAGUUCAUUGUAAUGAAGACUGAAUGGGUUGAAUUUCUCUUCCGGAUACACGUAGCUAACAAGGAACUCAUUCAGGCUUUUCCAUUGGUGACUUGUUUGUAUAACCUGGGAAAGUUCUCACCCCCUCACACAAUAAAAACCAGGAGUUUCACCACCAGCACUUCAGCUCUUCAUCUCAAACCAGAUCUUCGGACACCAUGCUCCACUCCAGACUCAGCACCACACUGUUGCUGGCAGCGACGUGUUUGCUUUUGAGAGCAGACUACUCCCUCGUCCACAGAGAGGUGAUCACCUGCGAUGACGCCUUCAACGUCCAACGCCUGAGCUGUGAAAAUGGAGCGAUCCGUGUGCAGACAUCUCUGUAUGGACGUGCAGACAGUACAACCUGCAGUGAGGGCCGACCUCUACAACAGCUUGCCAAUACACGGUGCUCUCUGCGGGGCACUGUGGACGUCAUCAGGAGAAGAUGUGAUGGAAAGAGGGUGUGUGAAUUAAACACAAACACCUUCCGUGUUUCUGAUCCCUGCGUCGGUAUCUACAAAUACCUGGAGACCACCUACACCUGCUUACCAGCAAUCUACAGCGUAGCAUGUGAAGAGUCUUUUGCAAACCUGCAGUGUGAUGAAGGGCAGGUUAUAUUAGUCUAUGGUGCUGAUUACGGACGCCGUGACCCCACCACAUGCUCUUACCAGCGACCUGCCUCUCAGAUCCAAAAUGUCGAGUGCUCGCGCCCUACAAGCAGAGUUGCUGAACGCUGUAACGGGGAAAACAGCUGUGCUAUCAGAGCGAGCAACUUAGUGUUUGGAGACCCCUGUGUCGGCACUUAUAAGUACCUGGAGGUGGCUUACACAUGUCAAUGUAAGUAACAGACUACUGUUAAAACAUAAAAUCAGGACCUAUCCAGUAUCCAUCCAUUUUCUUUCUUAUGCAGUGGUAGCAGGCUAAGCAGGGUAGUCCAGAUGUAACGCUUCGGCUUUCUUCACUAAUUAUUUCCCUUUCCUUGAGAGUGGGUCCACUUUAUUACUAUCAAGGUGUGUGCUGUUGUCACAUCAGCUGGGCAGAGAGAAAAUUGGUGUGUGGCAUGAAAGAAUGUGAAAAGUGUAACUAGCCAUGUUUCCAUCGUUUUUUCAUACCCAUUUUGAAGUAUUGCAUUAGAAAAGGUUGAUGGAUAUGGUAAGAUUUGAACUUCCUUAAUUUCGCAAAAAAGUUUUUACCCUAUCUAUGCUUGAGGUGGUUUUUGCCUUUUUUGAAAAAGACUUAAUGAGCUAAAUGGUAGAUGGAACCACUUUUGCCGAAUAAGUUUUGACCAUGUAACUCACGACUGAUCCACUGUUUCUGCUGUUGGCGUCUUUCCCGAAUAUUCUUAAAAUGCGCAGAGAGAUGGCUAUGAGCAACUUGCUUGCUUGAAACAUAUUCCUGAGGACCUCUCUCCAUUUAUCUCAGAUCCAUGGUUCUCAAGUCCAUGAGACUGAUUCUGUUUUGCAACUUCUGCAUCUUGUUUAUUACAGCCAUGUGUAACGUCAACCACUGACGUAACUACGCUUGCCAAAACCUUGUUUAUUCGCUCUAAACCAGCAGAUAGAAACACACCUAUUUCACUUUUUUUUUUCUCUUCUAUUGAGACAUUUCAAAAGUCAGUUUUAAAUUUGCUUGACAAGUAGAUGAAAACAUGGCUACUUGCAUGAGUUGCAAUGUGUAAGAGUUAGCAGCUCUGCCUAACCCUGUAACCCUUCAAAUAAAAGUAAGCCAAUGAUAUGCUGCUUGGCGUUCGAAGUAAUACUAAGGUAAGGUUACUGCAACAGGUAGUAAGCUAGUUAGCUGGACAUGCUAACAUUUGCAGCUUACAUUACAGCAGA